This is a messenger RNA of Lactuca saligna, 1582 nucleotides long. The record is from the annotation of a GenBank genome assembly. Lineage: Eukaryota; Viridiplantae; Streptophyta; Magnoliopsida; Asterales; Asteraceae.
AUGGUAAUGUCAGAUGAGGUCAUCGUAAAGGAUGAUAAAGGAGGACCGAGUAAGGAAUUCAGUGCAAACCCUAGAAAUCUUUCGCUUUCAGAUUUUCAUUUUUCAAUUUGUAUAAUGGGGGGUUAUCCGUUUGAAGAAGACUGUGAGUUUAUAUGGCCUCACACUCUUGUUUUGGUUGGAAAGACUGGAAAUGGGAAAAGUGCUACUGGGAAUAGCAUCCUUGGAAUGCAGAUGUUCACAUCAAAGCGCAGUUCAUCUGCUGUAACACCUACUUGUGAAUCAAAAACAAUUGCAUUGGAAGAUGGCCAAACUCUUAAUGUGAUUGAUACUCCUGGAUUGUUCGACUCUUCUCUUGAUAUUGAUUUUGUUGGGAAGGAGAUUGCCAAGUGCGUCAAUAUGGCUAGGGAUGGUAUUGAUGCCUUUCUAGUUGUCAUCUCAGUUCGAUGUCGCUUUGUAGAAGAUGAAAAAGCAGCUAUAAGUAGAUUGCUCGCUUUGUUUGGAAGAAAAUUUUACGAUUACAUGAUAAUAGUUUUCACUGGUGGGGAUGAACUUGAAGAUGAUGAUGAGAGCUUAGAAGAGUUUUUACGUGACUCUCCCAAAGCAUUACAGGAAACCCUUAACUUGUGUGAGAAUCGGUGUGUUCUCUUUGACAACAAGACAAAAGAUCCAACUACGAAAUCAAAUCAAGUGCAGAAGCUUCUUUCUCUUGUAAAUACGGUUUCAAAAAAAAAUGGAGGAAAGCCAUAUACCAAUGAGAUGUUUACUGAACUGAAGAAAUGUACCCAGGAACGUGAUGAGCAGCAGAUAUCAAUGUUCGAUGAGCAAUUUAAGCGAAUAUAUGAAAUGGUUGAGUCAAAGCUGAAGGAGACAACUAUGAGGCUUGAACAAGUAUUGGCAGAAGAGCAGACUGCUCGGUUGAAGGCUGUAGAGAAUACUACAGCUGCUCAAAAGAACUUAGAAAAAAUGUUACAGAAGGUUGACUCAGAAAUCAAGGAGAAAACUUUGAAGCUUGAACAACUAUUGACUGAAGAACGGAUUGCUCGGCUGAAGUCUGAAGAGAAUGCUAAAAUUGCUCAAAAGAAAUCUGAUGAGGAGAUACAGAAGGUUGAAUCAAAGUUCAAGGAGACAACUUUGAAGCUUGAACAGCUAUAUGAAAAAAUGUUGACAGAAGUUCUUGAUUUGACUGAAGAAGACUUGAGUGAGAAGUUUGCUAAGGGUGUCUCCAUGGUCACAUCUCUAGCUUCAGCCAUCCAUUAUCCAACCAUUGCAGCUGCUCCUCACAUGCUCAUCAAUGGUUACAUGAAUGCUUUGUCCAUUCCUGUUGCAACUAAUUACUCUUCUGGUGGUGGUCCUCCGGUGAAAGAGAAAAAGGCAGAGGAGUCCGAUGAUGACAUGGGCUUUACUCUGUUCGAUUAGAUGAUUGAUGUUUGGGAGUUCAGACUUUAUUGUUUUUUACACAAGCUUCUGUGUUUGUUAUUGUGUGGUGUUUAUGCUUUUUCAGUAAUCGUACUUGUAUCUUGGGUUAUUUUACCCUUUUAUCUUGAUAACACUUUUCAUUAAAAAAAUAAUAAAUAAAUAAAGC